Molecule: messenger RNA, 825 nt
Organism: Striga asiatica
Lineage: Eukaryota; Viridiplantae; Streptophyta; Magnoliopsida; Lamiales; Orobanchaceae
Source: the annotation of a GenBank genome assembly
AUGUGCUCCAAGUUAUACGUUGUCGUUUGCCUGGCUUCCCAAUCCCAUUCAACCAAAUCCCGAUUAUCUUAUCCGAUCGCUUCACAGACCGUUGAGCUCUGAUUUUCACAAAUCCUCCGACUUUUUUCCUCCCAAAUUUGCCGCCACCUAUAUUAUUUCCGAUCUCAAAAUUGUGGGAAAUUGUCCGAAUGUCCAAAUGAGAUCCCUAAUUUUCAAUUGCCCCACCUCGAUUAAUCCCAUGAUCAAUUCAAUUGGUGCGCGUAAACUCACAAAAAAAGUCGAAUUAUCGACCAGCAGCUUUCAGUUAUCCGGCCAUCGGAACUUUGGUGUUAGGGUUUCCAAAUUUUCCGGAAAAACUUGUUAUUCGAGUUUUCCGAGCGAGAGCAAUGGCGGCCAAGAUGAGCAGAGUACAGUUCAAGGCCUCUGGGUUCCCAGCGAUUGGAUGGAAGCUUCUAGAGCCCUCGAGGAGUCAGAAUGGCUCAGAGUAACCCUUCAAAAAUGGCUGGACGAUGAGUACUGCCCGGAGCCCACUAAUAUAGAAAUAAGCCGAGUUGCUGCAAAAUCAUUCUACAAAUCGCUGAUGGAGAAGAGAGUCGAUUUGGGAGACAUUUUGUUGAAAAUGGCAGUAGAAUUAGAGUCUAUCUCCUAUCAAGAAAGCUUUCAUGGGGCAUUUUCGUCGGCAAAUGCAGCCGUUGAUCUUAUUGUACAACGAAUACUAGAGUAGGCAAUUACUGCUUCGUGUAGACAAAAAAUAAAGAAAAACAUUCUUCAUGUUUGUUCCACUGUUUUUGUGUAAUCCUUCUUUAACAAGCAUAUUGCGACAAA